Botrytis cinerea B05.10 is the source of this 3290-nucleotide messenger RNA. RefSeq lists its product as hypothetical. The record is from RefSeq and is a predicted model, not a curated record. Gene Ontology annotation, cellular component: nucleus. The coding region runs from base 725 to 2620 and encodes 631 amino acids. Gene Ontology annotation, molecular function: protein serine/threonine kinase activity; ATP binding. The transcript has 5 exons. NCBI's taxonomy places the organism in Eukaryota, Fungi, Ascomycota, Leotiomycetes, Helotiales, Sclerotiniaceae. Gene Ontology annotation, biological process: protein phosphorylation; mitotic DNA damage checkpoint signaling.
GACUCACCAUCGUCACCCCUCACAAUGUAAUGUCGACUUGAUGUGACAGUGACUGGUUGUUGUCUUGACCCCAAAUCCCCAUCACUUGUUGCUGCAUUGAUCAGUCAACCAAUCAAUCAGGCCAGCCCACAGAUCCCCCCUGGACGGUGUUUGUUUGAUUGGAAAGCACUAAAACAAAGGGAGAAAGAGAAAAAAAAAACACUCCAUCGUCAUAAGUACAUAAAACCAAGUACACUACCCUAGUCGCUCAUCAUUUAUCAUCCCUCAUCCCUCAUCCCUCAUCCCUUAUCCCUCAUCCAACCGAAAAAAAAAAGGUCCCAAACAUCCAGAAAGAGUCAUCUGUUUGAUAUUGACAUACAUCCCUCUUCGCCUUGUUCCCAAUCUCACCCACUCUGCCUUUUUUCCUAUUCCUAUUUCCAUUCCCAUUCCCAGUCGCAAGAAAGAGAUCAAACGUACGACUGACGGACUCCCUACACUGCACUACACAAUUCUCUCUUACAUCACAUCACAUCACACUUUGGGCUGCUCCCUUGCUUGAUCACCAAUCACACCUUCAAAUUUCCGAUCCUUGCUUAUCCUAGAAAUUCGUUCAUAUCUUUUUUCCCCUCGUGUCUCGCCUUACUUGUUACAAGGAAUUUGAAUCCGAUUCCACCCCUUCUCUUCAUAUUCUCGCAAUUUCAAUAUUGUGUUUUAUCAAAUUAUCCGAUUUAUUUACUUACUAAAAAUGUCUUCCAUCUCACAGGCCAUUAAAAAUGCCCUCCAUCGGGGCAAAGGAGGUGCAAAGGGCAACGAAGACACGAAGAAGGCUGCACCUGCACCUGCCGCGGCAACUGUCCCUCAACACCACGCUAAAUCAGAUCCCAACGUAAUGGCCCAUCAAGCACAUCAAGUCCCUGGAGGUGACGCAUAUUCAGUUGCAAACGAAGACAAUAAAAAUAGAGGAGCCCAGGCCGCAAAUCAAGCUGCACACGCAGCAGGACAACAACAAAUGGCCGGACAAUCCAGCUCCGCGAGGCAGGACGAACUGGCAAGACUAGUGGCCGCCUCGAAUGAAAACAACAACCGCUUACCACGAUAUCCUGGACUUGAAAGGUGGUCACUUAUCGAGAAGAUGGGUGAUGGAGCAUUCAGCAAUGUUUACAAGGCCAAAGACUUAGAAGGCCAAGCUGGAGAGGUGGCCAUCAAAGUGGUCCGAAAAUAUGAGAUGAACUCUAAUCAGGCAGAUGCUCAUCUUCAUCCAAACUUCAACAAGAAGCAACCCAAGGGCGUGGAGAGACAAAACAUUCUCAAAGAAGUUUCCAUUAUGCGUGGUCUAGAUCAUCCGAAUAUCAUCAAACUCAUCGAAUUUUCCGAGUCAAAGCAAUACUAUUAUCUUGUUUUGGAGUUGGCACCGGGCGGAGAAUUAUUCCAUCAAAUCGUCCGUCUCACGUAUUUUAGUGAGGACUUAUCACGACACGUUAUUAGACAAGUUGCAGAGGCAUUACAUUAUCUUCACGAAGAAAAAGGUGUCGUACACAGGGACAUCAAACCAGAAAACAUUUUAUUCGAGCCAAUACCGUUCAUUCCAACCAAGAACCCGCGACCGAGGGCUUCUGAAGAUGAAGACAAAGAAGAUGAGGGUGAAUUCAUCCCGGGUGUUGGAUCCGGUGGUAUUGGAAGGAUCAAGAUUGCCGAUUUUGGUUUGAGUAAAAUCGUGUGGGAUACCCAAACCAUGACACCAUGUGGUACUGUAGGAUAUACCGCGCCAGAGAUUGUCAAGGACGAGCGAUAUUCCAAAAGCGUUGAUAUGUGGGCAUUAGGUUGUGUCCUUUAUACCUUGCUCUGCGGUUUUCCUCCAUUUUACGACGAAAGUAUCCAGGUUUUGACUGAAAAGGUUGCAAGAGGUCAAUACACAUUCCUUUCGCCAUGGUGGGAUGAUAUUUCCAAGCCAGCACAAGAUCUUGUCUCACAUUUGUUAACGGUGGAUCCCAAAAAACGAUAUACAAUCGAGCAAUUCCUUCAACAUCCUUGGAUCAAGGGUUCCGAGGAACCUACUUACGCAGCACUUGAUGCUCCACCAUUGGCUACUCCAGCUGUUGAACGCCAACGCCAAUUGGGCGGUAGCUUGCGAGCCUUCAAUCCAGAUCUCUUGGAGUCUCCUGGGGCUGGUAGACGUAUGGAUUUCCGUAGUCCUGGUGCCGUCAAUUUGCGUGAAGUCUUCGACGUUGGUUAUGCUGUUCACAGGCAAGAAGAGGAAGCCAAACGAAAGAAGAACUUUAAACAAGGAUAUCGAGGAACUGCCGCCCUGAACCCCCUCAACCCUAUCGAUGAUGAAGAUUUUGAUGAGAGCGACGAAGAGAACUACGAUGAGAACGGAGUACCUUCAAAGGCACCCAAGUCUGGGCAAUCAGAUGUUGCACAAGUCGGCGAUGCUUUGCGAAAUACAAAAUUGAAUCCAAAAUCCACAGCCCCAGCUAAAGGCUAUGGACAACACAGUGCCCAGGUGACUGCAUCUGCAAAGCGAGACAUCAAACCAAGAAAUGGCGCUUUCGAACUCAAUCUCGAUGGGGCAACUCUACUUGGUCGACGUCACAAACAACCACCGCCAAGUAAUCUGAGGGAGUCAAUGGUUGCGCAAUAGCAUUAAUUUUGAGAAUAGCAGAAUUCAUUUGUCCUCAAAGUCCUUUUUUUCAUGGAAUCAAGACCUAUUGUGCUAUUCAAAGACCUCUUUACUCCCGACUGCAAUUCUAUUUCUUCUAUUGCAAUACAUUGAGGCUCCCUCCACAAGAUACGUGGCGAACACCACAUUUGAUGUCUGCAUAAUUCUGGCAUCAACUUUCUUUCCGGACACCAUGCCCAAGUUGACGUUGACCAAGCAUGAUGAAGAUUCGAAAGCCAAACAUUACAUACAAUUCAUUAUAUGGGGGGAAUUUAUUUGUGUCUUUCAUUCGUUGGUUCACAUUGGCGUUUGGAGAUGGGGAAUAAAUUGCCUGGGGAUAAUGUGCUAAUGACUGGCGGUGUUCAUGGACCUCUGAUCAUACUUUCUUUCUUCACUUCUUCACUAUUUCAUGCGGCCGCCUCAGUUAGGGAUCAUUAUGAAUCACUGAGUACACGAGGCAGAUGAAUAAGUUUAGUACUGUCUACAGCAGUACUAUCCCUGAUACUUUAGAUCCUUGAAAUUCAUUCUUUUCCUUUAGGUUUUUUGUCAUGCAUUCAUAGCUUUUCUGCGUUGGGGGUUUGGUAGGCAGAUACAUGGUGCUGGGCCAGUAAAUAGAUUUUAAAGAUCAAUGGACUUUUACAUAUUAAAAUCA